GGAUCCGCUCGGACGCGGCCACGUUGUCUUGUGCGUUACGAGCGCGCGGCGCCGCGAGUCCUAGCGGCGGCAUCCCGUUCGCGGUCCCUUCGCGUCGCCGCUGGGCUCUGUGGGGCUGCAGGACCCCCGCGCUCACUCAGCCGGGCGCAGCGGCGCAGGGAGCGGCCCGGCCACCCUGCGGUUGCAGCGCACGGGCGCGUCUGGGAUCAGGGCCCGGGAGGCGCCGCCCUCCGUCAGUCCGGCUCGCCUCCCCGAGCCGCCCAGAAGCAGCGAACGGGAGGGAGCGCGGUAGAGUUGGGCUCCGUGAAGGGCUAGGCGCCGGGGCUCAUGCCCGUGCGCCCCCGCGGGCCCGCGCCAUGGCCUCCGGGAGCGUGGCCGAGUGCUUACAGCAGGAGACCACCUGCCCCGUGUGCCUGCAGUACUUUGUCGAGCCCAUGAUGCUCGACUGUGGCCACAACAUCUGUUGCGCCUGCCUUGCCCGCUGCUGGGGCGCGGCGGAGACCAACGUGUCGUGCCCGCAGUGCCGGGAGACCUUCCCGCAGAGGCACAUGCGGCCCAACCGGCACUUGGCCAACGUGACCCAGCUGGUGAAGCAGUUGCGCACUGAGCGGCCGUCGGGGCCCGGAGGCGAGAUGGGCGUGUGCGAGAAACACCGCGAGCCCCUGAAGCUGUACUGCGAGGAGGACCAGAUGCCCAUUUGCGUGGUGUGCGACCGCUCCCGCGAGCACCGCGGCCACAGCGUGCUGCCGCUGGAGGAGGCGGUGGAAGGCUUCAAGGAGCAAAUCCAGAACCAGCUGGACCACCUGAAAAGAGUGAAAGAUUUAAAGAAGAGGCGUCGGGCACAGGGGGAGCAGGCACGAGCUGAGCUGUUGAGCCUGACCCAGAUGGAGAGGGAGAAGAUCGUUUGGGAGUUUGAGCAGCUCUAUCAUUCCUUGAAGGAGCAUGAGUAUCGCCUACUGGCCCGCCUCGAGGAGCUAGACUUGGCCAUCUACAACAGUAUCAAUGGUGCCAUCACCCAGUUCUCUUGCAACAUCUCCCACCUCAGCAACCUGAUUGCCCAGCUGGAAGAGAAGCAGCAGCAGCCCACCAGGGAGCUCCUGCAGGACAUCGGGGACACAUUGAGCAGGGCUGAGCGAAUCAGAAUCCCUGAACCCUGGAUCACACCUCCAGAUCUACAGGAGAAAAUCCACAUUUUUGCCCAGAAAUGUCUGUUCUUGACUGAGAGUCUGAAGCAGUUCACAGAAAAAAUGCAGUCAGAUAUGGAGAAAAUCCAAGAAUUGAGGGAGGCUCAGUUAUAUUCAGUGGAUGUGACUCUGGAUCCAGACACCGCCUACCCCAGCCUGAUCCUCUCUGAUAACCUGCGACAAGUGAGGUACAGUUACCUCCAGCAGGACCUGCCCGACAACCCUGAGCGGUUCAAUCUGUUUCCCUGUGUCUUGGGCUCUCCAUGCUUCAUCGCUGGGAGACAUUAUUGGGAGGUAGAGGUGGGAGAUAAAGCCAAGUGGACCAUAGGUGUCUGUGAAGACUCAGUGUGCAGAAAAGGUGGAGUGACCUCGGCCCCCCAGAAUGGAUUCUGGGCAGUGUCGUUGUGGUAUGGGAAAGAAUACUGGGCUCUUACCUCCCCAAUGACUGCCCUCCCCCUGCGGACCCCACUCCAACGGGUGGGGAUUUUCUUGGACUAUGAUGCUGGCGAGGUCUCCUUCUACAACGUGACAGAGAGGUGUCACACCUUUACUUUCUCUCAUGCUACCUUCUGUGGGCCUGUCCGGCCCUACUUCAGUCUGAGUUACUCGGGAGGGAAGAGCGCAGCCCCUCUGAUCAUCUGCCCCAUGAGUGGGAUUGAUGGGUUUUCUGGCCAUGUUGGGAAUCAUGGUCAUUCCAUGGAGACCUCCCCUUGAACUCAGGCCAAAAGGGCUGUUGGCCUUAACCCUACCCCAGGCAGAGGGCAUCUUGUUGCCUUGCUGCUUCCUGCCCGUCACAGCUGGAUACCCUCACCACAUCCCAUGCCCCUGCAGUGCAAGACAGGAUGUCUGUGUUCUCUGCCGUCCUUUCCCUUCUCACAAAAACUGGGGCAUGUAAAGACAAGUAUCCAGAUUGCCCAGAAAUAAAAACCAGAUGUCCACCUCCAGUGUUUCACACUUUUUGGUCUCACACAUUACUGGAGGGGAUAAAGAAUAUAAGUAAUCUUGGGUUUGGAGAGCCAUGCAAGAUACGUAGACCUUGGCUCAGCCCCACAUUGUGAUCGUGGGUAUUUGCUGUCAUUUCUGGACUGAGGCUUUUGAGAACCUAGAGCAGAGCUGCAAAGUCCUAUCAGCAUGGCCCCCUUUAUCCCAGUUUUUCCUUCUGGGAAUAGUACCUCUACCCCGAUUCCCAAUCUGCCGUAGUUUUAUUAACUCCAUUAAAGAGGCCUCCUAUAUGUCUUUUGAUUAGUUACAGUUAUUUUACAAUAAUGGUGGGAAACGGCCCCACCUCUGAGAUAAUGUUCUAAUCAGUGUGCUCUUUGCCUCUGUCUUUUUCUGAGGGCUGUGUCAGCUCCCUUCAUUCUAAUGAAAGGUGUGUCCUAGUGCUGGAUGCACAUCAUCCAAGGUGAAUCUUCUGCCCAGCACCAUCCAGUGUCCCUAGAUCCCCUCCCACACACAUUCAUGGACCGACGGUCAGUCAUACACUAUCUCUGGAAGGAUUCUGGGGCAGUCAGUAUUCCAGGGACUUUUGUCUCCUCCCAUCUCAUUUGAGGAAUGGGGGAAUUUACCUUUUAAUAUGUGUACCAUCAAGGGGCAGUUCCAUCCCCAUGGCCAUUGGAUCACGAGGCAUCCUGAGGUCAGAAGGCUAAGGCAGGUCUCUCUGAGCAAGCCCCAGUGAUGGUUCUUAGUCCUACUUUGAGUACAUCCCUCUCUAUUCGAAAAUAAAGUGAGUAUGGAUGUUUACAUCGUUGUUUUCUGGGUCUUGGUGGGAUUGGAUUCAUAGAUGUUGGUGGGGGGUGGGGGUGGUUAAUGGUUUUGAUUUCCCCUAUGGGUCCAGAAUCCCAUUCUGGCCAAUAUUUUGCUUCUAACUGGUUGAUAAAACAGUACUGUGUCACUGCUUUCUAAUGGUGCUGAGAAAGUAGUGUUGGACAACCACAGCCUACAGCUUUGUAUCAGCUAAUUCUGUUACUUCACUAGGAAAGUGUUCUUUCAAGUCCUUUUUAUAACUGACAGUGAGGUAAUGCAGCCAUUUUUGGUGUAAAUCAAAGGGCCCAGAACUUGGUUCCCAACUCAGAACCACCAGCCUAAGCCCUUGGGGGCAUAGAGGUCACCAGGUGCUGAGGAGGAAAGAUCAGGCUGAGAGAACAGCUCCAUUCCAGGGUAUUUGGAUCUUUUCUGCUUCUGGACAUGACCUCAGAAGACAAGAUUUAUGAUCUUAUUUAGUCUUGUACACAGCGUUGAGGGUCCAUGGCUGAAGGUCAUGAAUUGAUGAUGUGUCCUAAUUCAUUCAUUUGUUCAUCAGGGUUUUUUGGUGGUGGUGGUGUGUGGGGGGGGUAAUUAGAUUUCAUUUGUUCAUUUCCUUUUUUUUUUUUCUAAAUGGACCUUAUGCAUGCUAAGCAUGCACUCUACCACUGAGCUAUACCCUCCCCACCAUCAGAUUUUAAGAGAAAUAACCAGGAGCUAAAGAGAGGACCUUUGAGGCUAGGUUAGCUUUUCCUGAACACUCUCAAGAGAUAGAAAUAUGUAUAACAUGUGUAUAUGUAAAGUAGUACCACACAGCAAUACAUGGUAUAAAGUGCUUUAUGCACAAUGAGAUGUUUAAUGCUCAACAAUCCUACAAAGUGGGUACUAUUGCCCUUAUUUUACAGAUGAGGAAACUGAAGCACAGAGAGGGUAAUGACUUAUCCAAGGUGCACAGCUAGGAAGUAGCAGAGCCAGGAUUCAAACUGAGAUGGAACACAUGACCACAUGUCAUAUCCUGCCUCACAAUAUAUAUGGAUUAUGCUUUUCCAUGCGGGAUGAAGAUCAGAGACAAGCCUUGGAGGGCCAGUCUACCUGUGGUACCUACUUUUACCAGUAACUGUCUACUCUAGGAGUUUUACAUGCCAUGAAGGAAGAAUGAGAAAUAAGGAUGGGACAGAAAAAUGACCAGGACUAAAAGUGAAUGUUAGCAUGAUAACAUCACAAGGACACUAAAUGUGGGCCACAGUUUGGUUUUUAAAGAUUGACAUGGGAACCUUACAAUUUUAUAGCUCACGGUUUCUAUGAAAUGGAAAUUGACUAAAUGUUUUAAGGGACUUAAUGGGAUUCUUGUUAGUAAAAAGAAUUUCUGCCUGGAUUCUUGGUGAAUAAAAUCUAUCACAAGGGUUUAUUUUUCAUGUAAUGAAUUUUACAAGUCGAUAAGGAAAGACGAACACCUCAAAAAUUUGGUAAGCAAUUUACAGAAGAAUAUAAAAAUCCUUUAAACAAGAAUGUUCAACCUCACUAAUAAAGUUAUAUAACAAUACCUUAGCAUUUUUUACCCAGUAAAAUGUUUUGUUGUUAUUGUCUAAUAGUAUUCUGUUGGUCAAUUUUGGAUUAUCUAAAUUGCUUCAAAACUUUUUGGUAGGCAAUUGGACAGUGUAUCAUAAGCUUUUAAAACUGGGUAAACUUUGGUCUAGUGAUUCCACUUGUAGAAAUUUAAGAAAAUAAUUAUGGAUAUUUGAAAAUAUCUUUCUACACAAGGAUAUUCUUUAGAGUAUUUCUUAGGAAAAUGAAAAAUUAGAAAUAAUCUUACAUUCAGCAAUAUCCAUUCGCUAUGGGAUAUCUGCAGUACUUUGCCAUUAGAAAAAAAUAUAAACUUUGAAGAGGCUACAAUUGCUAUGUCGGGAAUCACUUUUGGAACAACUAUAGCUUAUAAAAGAAAAUACAGCAAAUCUCUAAUCUUGAGGGGAGGGAAAUUAGGAAACCAUUGUUCCCUUACUUCUCACUCCCCAUUUUCUUUUUAACUACCAAAAAUAACAUAUGACACCAAGAGUCUAAGAAUCUAAGAUAGGUUCUGCUGAAAUUCAGACUAUGUCUCUUCAUGCAGGAAAGAGACCUAAACUUUACCUUACACAAAGAAAAAGGAAAACCUUUCUAGGUACAAAAUCUACUUAAAAUUUCCAAACCUGUUUCUACUCUCUGAAACUCACAGCCCAAAUACAGCAGCUGAAGCAAGUGAGUCAAAUAAAUUUCUUCAUUUCCUACCAUGAAGUCCAGGCACCGUCCUGGGCAGGCACUGGGCCUAGGAAGGUUAUUUUAGCGCCAUCUACCUGACCUCUAAGGGCUCUCAGUCUAGUUAGAGGAGUAAUUUCUUACUGUUUAGUCUUAGGACUUCAUUAAAAUAAUGUGAAUUUCAAGACUCAGUUUAGGUUAUUUUGCACAAAGCCGAGAAGCAUCUGGAAAAGUCUUGAGUCAGGAGAUGUGGCAUGUCCCCCUUACUUUCAUCCCUCUUAAAAAAUCGCCACUGUUGUCCACGAACAGGCAAUGGACGCCAUGGAGACUCUGAAUCCGGAAUAUCUGAGGGUGACCGGGAAGGUCGGGAGGUAAGCGUGUCGCUCCGGUCGUUUCUGUGGACCUGGGACAGGUCAGUCACUUGGGGCAGAGACUGUCCUUAAGUCUACAACCGCGGGAGCUGCCGUGCCCCACAUGGAUUUUCCCAGGCUAUUCCUCAACUGUCACUUUCGGAGCCCAAAAGAAACUUCUCGAGUGACAGUGCAGUUCUGGGGACGAAAAGGAACCUAGAGGGGAUAGAAGGGGUCAUGCCAUAGAAUGUGGGUCUGUUAGAUUAUUGGUGGUGUUCCUCACGCUCUUCAAAAGACAGAAACCCUAGAGCGAGGCUAACCACGCUCAAGAUUUCAGUGAGGAUUGGAGGCUAGAAAACCCACCCAGAGACCUGUGCUAAAAGAUGUUCUUUCUUCCCUCCCGAAAUAUGAGCUGUUUGGGCACAGGAAAUGUUUGCACUACCUUCUCGAGAUGGGAGUGACAGUCGAAAGGCCCACGAGAGACCUGUGUCCAGUUUUACACAUAAACAUUUUUCUCCCUCCCCUCAAAGUCUUCCUUUUCAAUCCACAGGUGGCUUUUUGAUUCUCUGGCCGUUACCCGGUUGACCCGGACAUCAACCGUUUCUUUGCGUUUACGUCAACAGAGACGCUGCUCCUUCGAUCUAUUUUAGUGGAAAAUCUCUCGCUUUCCGCAGGGUGUCAGGAUGGCCGAGUGGUCUAAGGCGCCAGACUCAAGCUACGCUUCCCCCCGCUGGGGCUUCUGGUCUCCGUAUGGAGGCGUGGGUUCGAAUCCCACUUCUGACACAUUACGUUUUUUUCCCUUCCCCUAAUUUCAAAACAAGCAUAUUGAUAACAGCAAUGUGCAUAAGGAAUAUGCGAACCUAUAGUAUUAAAAAUUGACUUUAAAAAAUUUCUGGCAGGGACUGUUAACACCGAAAAUAUUAAAAGCGGAAUCAUCGCGAUAUUUUUUAGAAGCCACGAAAUUUGGAGCUAAAUUGUUCAAUAAAGGAGAUUACAAGAGAUUGGGUUCUCUGAGGCAUCGCAAGAUAAUCUAGAAGCAGCUAGAUUUGGGACCCCAAUAGUUCCCUCCCCUUUGGUGUCGGAGGAGAAAGGGACCGAUGCAGCGGUACCCUGCUUGACUUUAUACCCUGCUUACUUGCAUUGUCCCAGACCCAAGCCCUCCCAUGAAUACUUUCUUGCCGGCUAGUGCCACUGCCUUCUGGCAGUGACAGUGCUGUCUGUAAAAAAAUCUUAUAUAGAUCCUCUGCUGUCUUCUCCAUUUUCAAAAGUCAUGGAACUGGUUCUCAAACAUUUCCCUUGUAAAUUAUGUACAUUCACACUCACGUUGGCAUCUGAUAAUUAUUGUUUUGUUUCCUCAGUCAAAUUUGAGUACCAUUUUAACUCCUGAAUAAAAUAUGAAAGCGGUACUUUCCUCUUCCAAAUGUAGCCACUAUCAAUAUUUUACUGUAUUUCUUACACUUCUAUUUUUCUCUGCAUUCACGUAAAUAUGGUCAUAAAUAUUUCAUUUGUUUUUACAGAAAUGCAAUCAUACCAAACAUACUAUUCUCUGAUACAUUUUAUCACUUAAUAUAUAUCGGGCUCUUUCUAUGUGAACACUUAAUCUUUUUCUUUACAAAGGAAAUGUUGCAAAUCAUUCCACAGGAUAGAAAUCUCCUAUUUCAUUUAUCCACUUUUUUUCCCCCUGAACAUUUAGGAUAUUUCUAAUUACCAUUCAACCAACAAAUAUUUAGUGAGUACUUAUUAUGUACCAAGGGAUUAGCCCUGGGGCUGUAGCAGUAAAAAUAUAAAAAUAUAAUACAAUAGGGCAGAAUAGGAUAGAAUUAAAAUUUUAAUUUAAUUUAAAAAAAGUAAAAUCAAUGUAUAUCCUUGUGUUGCCUAUAUUCCAGUCAAUGACUUUGGUUCUGCCUCAGGAACACCACAUUCCAAGAUUUCCCUGUCUCUCAGUAGAAGAAUCUACAUCCUGAAUCUUGAGAAUAAGUGUUUAAUGUCAGCUAUUGAUGAAGAUUCAUAUCUGCAUUUUCAUGUAUUGCUCUGUCAUUAUGACUACUCAUGAAUGUACUCAUUUAAUUAUUGAUUUUUAUCCUAGUGGUCAAACUGAGAACCUGGGUAGGUAAAAAGAAAGCUGAUUUGACAACUGAAUUCUCAGAAGACAUUCACUACAGACAAGAUCCCGUUGUUUCAUUUGAAGAGCUACAUUCUACAUUCAGAUGGCUUUGGUGUCGGAGGAACACCUGGAACCACAUGGUUUCAAGUACUUCAUUAAAAAUAUAUGUUUCAAUUAGAAUAUACUUCAAUUAAAAAAAGAUUCUGGAAGAAUCUGUAGUUUCUUUGGAGAACUAGGUGAAUUGGAAAAAGAUAGUAUGAAGGAGAGGAGAUAGCAGCUGUUUCCCUUGAAAAUUUCCAGAAGAAAAAAGACGCAAGGGUGCUAUCAUAAAUGACUUUAUAUGACAGUGAUAUUGGACUUUAAAAGGUUAAUUUUAGUUAAAGCAACAAACAAAAACACAAUUACAGAAUUUUAACAAACUACUUUAAAUUUUAUUUAAUUUUCAAUUUUCAAUUUUUUUUAUUUCUUAUUUGAAGUAUAGUCAGUUUACAAUGUUGUGUCGAUUUCUGGUGUACAGCAUAAUGUUUCAGUCAUAUGUAUACAUACAUAUAUUCCUUUCCAUAUUCUUUUUCAUUUCAGGUUACUACAAGAUAUUGAAUAUAGCGCCCCGUGCUAUAUAUAUACAUAGUGCUAUAUAUAUAGAGUCGUUAGUAUCUGGUGGAUGUGAGGAGUGAAUUUGAAAGUUUGGGCUGCUUUUCUCUUCUGGGCGCAGGAAACUGAAGCUGGAGGAACCACUGAGAAGGCGAGACCUCCAGUGUCCUAGAGAGGAUCCGGAAGUGACCUUGGCUGUUGUAGGCUAGGCUCGCUCUAGGACACGCCUUUAGGGUUAGGUAGUAGUGAAAGUUUAGCUCCGGUUUUGGAGCUCGGGGUCAGAAGGUGGGACUCUCAGGCUGGAAGGUUGGGGUGACUCAGGAGUGAGGUGGUCCCUGGGUUCCGCGGAAGGAGCAGCUGUGCGGACCCAUUGGAACCCCAGGUCCGGACCCACUUUUCUGCUCUGGCGCUCUUGGACCCCUUGCUGGUUCUCAGCACAGGUCAGACUCGGGCCCACGCGGACCACCAGCUUCACUGCUGGGCUGCGCGCUCUCACAGGGGCUCGCAGGCUCUGCCGCAUGGGAGAAGUUUAAGCAAGAGAAGAUGUUACUGAUUAUUCUUUUUCGGAGCCCUAGAGUUAUUUGAAAUUACAGUUUAUUUGUCUUUUCAGUUUUCUCCCUGUUUUGUUGUGACAUCCUGUGUUUGUGAAAACACUUCGUUAACUCUAAGGGCCUGUUUAAGUGUGAGAUUAUUAUAUAGAAGGAGGGAAAUCAGCUCUUGUGGUGGAGAUAGACGUAUAAACGUUUAGUACCACCAUCAUCUGGUAAGUACAGUGGAGGCGGUGAACAAAUGCUGUGGAAUCACAGGGGAAGGGGCAGCUUAAUUCUUUGGGAAGCAGGAAAAGCAAGAAUGUUUCAUUAUCUGGGAAUUUAAAUUUGUGAUUUUGUUGUCUCUUACAGGCUUUUUUUGCUUACGGACGAUUACUUUGGAAAUUGUCAUUUGGUAGCAUGUAAAUAAUUUUAGCAUUUUUUUCCUAACAGUAAUUUCUUAUGCCAUUUUGUAAGUCAGAAUGUAUCUGACAUUUAAGUUGUUCUGUUUAUCAGAGGUUCCUACUUCCUUGCCACAGUGGAUAUAACCUCAAGGAGGACUAUCUCAACGGAGAGAGUUUAAUACCUUCUUUGUGGGAGUUAGUUCAACCCAGCAGACCAUGAAGCCAAGCAAAGCUGAAGGUUUGUCCUUCCAAGUUCCAGGGGAGCCUGUGGGAUUUGUGAUCCUGAAAGUGGAGGCAGAUGAACAUAUUUGGAAACAGGAAUCUGACAUUCAAAGGAAGAACCCCACAACAAGGAGCUAUUUUGCCAGUGUUUCAGUUUUGCUAUCAAGAGACACCUGGGCCCCAGCAGCUCUGAGCUGGCUCCAGGCUGUGGGAGCUCUGCUACCAGUGGCUGAACCUGAAACACACUCAGAUCCUGGAGCUGCUGAUGCUGAGCAGUUCCUGGCCAUUCUGCCCAGGAGCUCCAAGCCUGGGUGCAGGAGCAGCAUCCUGAGAGCAGGGAAGAGUUGCUAACUGUGCUGGAGGAUUUAGAAGAAGAAUUGGAUGAACCAGGAGAACAGAUGUCCCACUUUCAUGGAACAUGAGGUAUGAAAGAAACUGUACUCUGCCACUUAAAAUAUCAUGCCCUUCAACAUGAUAGAGGGCAUUUAUGAAAAGCCUACAACAUCAUCCUUAAUGUUGAAAGACUAAAAAGCUCUCAUCUAAAAUCAGGAAUGAGAUGAGAUACCUGUUUCACCAAUGCUAUUCAACAUUGUACUGAAUGUUCUAGUCAAAGCAAUUAGAGAAGAAAAAUCAAUCAAAUGCAUCCAAAUUGGAAAGGAAGUAAUACUGUCUCUAUUCACAGAUGACAUGAUCUUAUAUAUAGAAAAAUCCCACAGAAUCCACAAGGAAAUUCCCAAAGUAUCUUCUAGAGCUAGUAGAUGAAUUCAGCAAAGUUGCAGAGUACAAGGUCAAUAUACAAAAACCAGUUGUGUUUCUAUAUAUCGACAAUGAACAAUCCAAAAAGAAAAUUAAGAAAGCAGUUUCAACUAUAAUAGUAUCCAAAAGAAUAAAAUACCUGGGAAUGAAUUUAACCAAGGAGUUGAAAGACUUGUACGCUGAAAUCUACAAAACACUGCUGAAAGAAAUGAAAGAGGACCCAAAUAAAUGGAAAGUUAUCCCAUGAUCCUAAAUAGAAAGACUUAAUAUUAAGAUGUUAACGCUACCUAAAGUGAUCUACAGAUUCAAUAUAACCCUUAUCAAAAUUCCAACAUCCUUUUUUUGCAGAAAAUAAAAAGCCAUUCCCCAAAUUCAAGGUGAAUUGCAAUAUGAGUAACAAAAACAAUCCUCAAAGAGAAGAACAAAGGUGGAGGACUCAGACUUCUGAAUUCAAAACUUAGUAUAAAAUUCAGUAACCAAAAUGGUAUGGUACUGGCAUAAAGACAGACAUAUAGACCAACAUAGUAGAAUUGAGGAUCCAGAAAUCCAUACAUUUAUGUCAAACUGGUUUUCUAAGUGAAUAUUUAUUUAUAUUGUUAAUUGUGGUAAAAAAAAAAAAUCAACCAUUUUAAGUGUGCUGUUCAGUAGUUUUAGAAAUACUCAUAGUGCUGUGAAACAGAUCUUCAGAACUUUUUGUCUUACGAAAUUGAAGCUCUAUCCAUUAAACAACUCCCCAUUCCCUCCCACCCCAUGAAAUGUCAAUCACUGUUCUACUUUCUGUUUCUAUGAAUUGGUUUACUUUAGAUACUUUGUGAUGGAAUAAAAUUUAUGUUUUGAAGGCAGGACAAGAAAAUUUAAGCAUAGCACUCCCUGUCUGACAGGGACCUCCCUAAUGUGCACUGUGCAUCUAUUACUAUACAUUAACCAGACCUCAAAGGCAGGAAUGUCUGCACAACCAUAAAGAUCAGUAUUUUUUUUUUCCUUCUUCUGAAAGUAAUGCCAGCGAUAUAGUCCUUAGAAGAUAACAGUCUUUUCCUAAUUCUGUGAGGGGUCAUGGUGACCUGCUGCUUGCUUCAAACAUGUAGGUCUGGACUAUGUAUCUUUGGUGAACUUUUUGUAAAAUGUCAUUGUGUUGUUUUGUUUAAUGAUCCUUUGUCUUGAAAAUGUGUGUAACUAUCUCUGACUUCAAAAAAAGUGGAACAGUCCUUGGAGUUUUCUGAAAGACUGUCUCCCAGUUUAUAAUCCUCUGGUUGGCUUGAAUAAAAUUCUAUUCUUCUUCUUUA
Messenger RNA from Camelus dromedarius (Arabian camel), 11393 nucleotides. It is a transcript of the gene TRIM27, whose product is annotated as tripartite motif containing 27. NCBI's taxonomy places the organism in Eukaryota, Metazoa, Chordata, Mammalia, Artiodactyla, Camelidae. Gene Ontology annotation, cellular component: cytoplasm. Bases 357 to 1898 code for a protein of 513 amino acids. The transcript has 9 exons. The record is from RefSeq and is a predicted model, not a curated record. Gene Ontology annotation, molecular function: ubiquitin protein ligase activity; zinc ion binding; protein binding. Gene Ontology annotation, biological process: innate immune response; negative regulation of viral transcription; protein K63-linked ubiquitination.